AUGUUAGAUUUUUAUUCUCAAUUUAAUCCAUCGCCGUUAUCUAUUAAGCAGUUUAUCGAUUUUGGGUUAAAUGCUUGCGAGAGGAAGUCAUACCUGUUCUUGAGGAAGGAAUUGCCAGUCAGGCUAGCGAACAUAAUGAAGGAGAUAGCUUUACUGCCCGAGAACCUCCUCCGAAUGCCAUCCGUUGGAAUGGUCAAUCAGUGGUACGAGCGAUCAUUCGAAGAAAUCAUACAGUUUGAGAAGAUGGAGCCGGAGCAGCCUGUUCUAACUCAAUUCUGCGAAAGGCUGGUACACAUUCGCAACCGUCACGCGGACGUGGUUCAGACAAUGGCUCAGGGAGUGUUGGAGCUCAAGGAGUCACACGAAGUCGAUCCCGGAACUGAGAACUCGAUACAGUACUUCUUAGAUCGAUUUUACAUGAGCCGGAUAUCAAUACGAAUGCUUAUAAAUCAGCACACACUGCUUUUCGGAGAGCAGAUAGGUGCGAAACAGGCGUCUGUGAAUGGCAUGGGUAACGGAGGUCGACAUAUCGGCUCUAUUGACCCAGCGUGCGAUGUAGUGGCUGUAGUGCGCGACGCAUACGAAAACGCCCGUUUUCUUUGCGACCGGUAUUAUUUGGCCUCGCCCGAACUUGAAUUGCUGCAGAAUGGAGUUGCAAGCGACAGGCCGAUGCCGAUAGUGUACGUGCCGUCGCAUCUCUACCACAUGCUGUUCGAGUUGUUCAAGAAUGCGAUGCGAGCGGUCAUGGAGACCCACGAGAACGCACCGCCUCCGAUUCAAGUUAACUUGGUGAACGGCAAGGAGGAUGUCUCCGUUAAGAUGUCAGAUAGGGGUGGGGGCAUUCCCCGCAGUGUGUCGGAUCUACUCUUCAAAUAUAUGUACAGCACCGCGCCACAGCCGUCAAAGUCAGACUCGCACACUGUGCCGCUGGCCGGUUACGGGUACGGGUUGCCAAUUUCGAGGCUGUAUGCGAGAUAUUUUCAUGGCGACCUGGUGCUCAUGUCGUGCGAGGGAUAUGGAACCGACGCCGUCAUCUAUUUGAAGGCGCUGUCAAACGAAGCAAACGAACUUCUCCCAGUGUUCAACCGAACGUCGAGCAAAUUCUAUCGACCAAUGCCAACACUUGCUGACUGGUCGGCUUCUCUUAACACCGGCAGCAAUUCGCAAUGUACGCGAACGAAGAAUAGGGAGAAGUUGUCGCCGUCCAUCUCACAGGGCCUAUAG
This is a messenger RNA of Parnassius apollo (apollo), 1224 nucleotides long. The record is from the annotation of a GenBank genome assembly. Lineage: Eukaryota; Metazoa; Arthropoda; Insecta; Lepidoptera; Papilionidae.